Messenger RNA from Aplosporella prunicola CBS 121167, 5309 nucleotides. RefSeq lists its product as uncharacterized. The record is from RefSeq and is a predicted model, not a curated record. NCBI's taxonomy places the organism in Eukaryota, Fungi, Ascomycota, Dothideomycetes, Botryosphaeriales, Aplosporellaceae. The transcript is spliced from 5 exons. Bases 69 to 5105 code for a protein of 1678 amino acids.
CAGCCGGCAGCAAACUUCACCAGCGCCAUAAGUUGCGAACAGAUGCCGGCGCCGGACACUCGUCGAGCAUGACGGCCCAGAUACUCAGCUCCGAGCUGACAAAUCUUAUCCAAGAGUCCAAGAGGAAGAACUCCGAUCUCCGCAAUGCCGCCGAUAAAUCUCUCCAAGAGCUGAAGUCGUUGCCAUCGACCUCCGAAGCUCAAUUAGCAGCUGAUCUCCACCGCCGCGCGCUAUUUAUUGAUCCGUUUAUCAAGGCUUGCGGGACGCAAAAUGCCAAAUUUGUCGGCCCUGCGGUCGUCUGCUUGCAGCGACUCAUCGUUUCUCGAGCAAUUCCUCGAAAUCGGUUAAAGGAAGUGCUUGAGAGCUUCCGAGAAACCAGCCAAUUGGGCUUGGACAUACAGCUCAAGAUUCUUCAAGCCCUGCCUACUCUUCUUCAGAAUUAUUCCGAAGACAUCCGAGGCGAGCUUCUCUCCAUUGUUCUCCAGGUUUGCUCGUCUUUGCAGACCACAAAGAACCCCGCCGUCAGUGGUACUGCAGCCGCAACACUCCAGCAACUCAUCAUAUCUACCUUUGAAAAGGUCGUGACCGAAGAUGAGAAACAACUGCAGAUACCGACUGUGACUGAGGUGCCAGGCGAAGAUGGCGCCGUCUCUGUACGCCCUGCAGCCCAUGAUGCAUACAAGGUCUUCCGUGACAUAUGUCUCAUCACGGAGGGCGGCAGGCCACAGUCGAUUCGGUUUUCUCCCAUUACGCAAGCAGCUGGGCUCGAGUUGAUCGAAGCCGUUUUAAAUAACCAUGGCAAUGUCUUUCUGACACACCCAGAACAGGGUAAUAUUCUUCGCAGCAAUCUCAUGCCAUUCAUCAUCAGAUGCUUGUCAGAGAGACUUAGCUUUCCUAUCACCCUGAGGGUUAUGAGGGUUUUUAGCAUGGUUUUGAGGCAACAUCUGACCAUCCUGUCUUCCGAAUGCGAGAUCGCCCUGGGCUUGCUCAACCACAUGCUUGAUCCGGAUGCCGCAGCACCUUGGAAGCGCGCCAUGUCUAUGGAGAUCUUCCGCAAUGUCUACACGGACCCAAAUCUCAUCCUCCGAAUCUAUUCUCAAUAUGAUGCUUCAGAAGGUAAAAGGUCAAUCAUCCGUGACAACCUGUCAGUGUUUGUCCGCCUGUCUACAGAGCGGCCUGCGGUCAUUGGGCUUGGCCAACAUUCAACGGCACCUGUUGGCGCGCCAAUUGAAAAUGACGCCCCGGCAGCACAGGCAGCACUUGAAGCUGGAGCUGUCGCAGGCAUCAUCGGAGGAGCCCCGAACACUGCAAGUGUGCCAGGUAUCAGUACUCAGUGGAGCACCCUAAGGAUACCUUGUAUGGAUCAUCUCGAUAAAUCAGAACCGCCAAAUUUACCCGAGACCUACAUCUACAGUCUUGUUCUGAGUUGCAUCAAUAACUUCUCUGAGAGUCUGGCCAAGUUUAUUCUCCCACUCACUGUCCACAACGAGGGUCGUGGCAAGAAGAAGAAGGCUGCAAACAAUGAGCAAAACCAGUCGGCCCCUCCUACACCUACCGAGGAGAAACCUAAAAGCCGAAUGGCAAGGUCACAGUCGUUCCGUCGGCGGACGGUUCCAAUAAAUCCUUUGGAGCUGAAAAACAACCCAUCCGAGGAAGCCAUCAAGAUGACGGCAGCAGCCAUCGAUGAUUGCUGGCCGGCGGUCCUCGCUACUUGUUCAACCUUUUUGAAUGCAGCGCUUGAUGCUGAAUAUUACCACGCGCUUGUACGGUCCAUUCAAAAGUUCACGCAAAUCGCCGGUCUUUUGAGGCUGACGACGCCAAGAGACGCUUUCCUCACGACGAUGGGUAAGGCUGCAGUGCCUCCUACCGUCUUCACAGCGAAUGUUUCUGCUCCCAAGGCAGCAGGUAAUGAGACUCCUACUGCUGUGAGCAACCCCAAAGGCCUCCUUAGUGUCGACAGUCUAGUUAGCCAGAAUUCGGACAAAAGCAGGCGGCAGUCUAUGGAAUCUGGGGCACCAACUCUCAGCACGCGUAACCUACUUUGCCUUAGGGCGCUCCUCAACCUCGCAAUUGCCCUUGGGCCAACGCUAGAAGGAGCUUGGUCCAUUAUCUUCGAAACGCUUCAACAAGCCGACAUGAUCAUGGCGACGGCGAAUGCCACCUCCAGUGGCCGAGACCGACGAGGCAACCGGUAUGACGGUGGAGCACUGGCGCAAAUGCUGGGCUCGGAAGUUUCCGCUGUACAGGCUGCUGCCUCUCGACUGUUCGAGAGCACCGUCGACUUCCCCAAUGAGUCUUUUAGCCAGGUCCUGAACGCACUUUGUGCUUUGCUGGAAGGCAAGUCUGGGGCGGCCUCUCAGCCUCCUUCAACGCCUAUGCUUGAGAGGAGAGGUAGCAGCUUCGCCGGAAUCUCUAUCAAAGCCGAGUCUCAGGUCCAGGACUACGUUUUCGCUCUCAACAAGAUUGGUGAUAUUGGGACGCUCAAUUCAAACCGCCUUAUCAGUUUUGAGCCAAAUGUAAGCGGUUGGGACAUCUUGAUGAAAUCUCUUGUCUCUAUCAUUACCAGUACGACAAUGGUCAGCUCGCUUCGUUUGCUGGCGACGGAUGUUCUCAGUCGACUAGUCCAAGACCUUGCCAACGAAACCAAACCGGAAGACCAAGACCUGAAGAACGAGAUUCACGGUCGGAUCCUUACAGCGCUGCAAGAGGUAGUCGAUGCACUUUACAAAAACGCAAACAGUCCCCAGGACGAGCUCGACGAGACAGAUGUUGAGGUGCACGUGGUUGUGUUGGACGCUGUCAAAUCUAUCUUGGAUCAGUGUGGAGACUCAAUCACGGUUGCUUGGGGAUCGGUUUUCACUCUGAUACAAAGCGUUUUCACCUCGGCCAAAUUCAAAAACGAAAAUCAUCCUGAUGAUGCAGGAUCAAGCGAGAAACUAAGCAGUCAGUUGUCAUCGCAAAUGAUCUCUACGAAGCUCGGUAGACUUGCUUUUGGCUCUGUACAACUGGUUUGCUCUGAUUUCUUGGCAUCUAUCCCUGAUGAUGCGAUAUUGAUCUUUUUGGAUCUUUUGUAUCUUUUCUGUGACCAGGGAGAAGACCUCAAUAUUUCUUUGACCACCAUCACCUUUUUCUGGAACGUCUCAGAUUAUCUCCACAAUCGGAUUGAUUUAGCCGAAAUGGAGGGUUUGGCCGCAAAGUCCGUCGAUGUUGCGAAUCCAGAUGAGAAAAUUCAGGAAGGAGUUGAGGCGCAGUCAAUACCUGCAAUGUGGCUUCACCUUUUGCUUCGCAUUGCUUCCAUCGCUCACGAUCGACGAGCUGAUGUACGCAACGGAACGUUACACACAUUGCUCCGAAUCUUUGACAACUAUGGAGACCAGCUUUCGCCCACGGCAUGGAAUUUGUGUCACAGGAGCAUCACCUUCCGCUUGCUACGUCUUAAUGUUCAGCGUCAAAGAGAACUCCGUUCCGGAAGCGACCUUGCAGAUGCUGAGGAAGCCAAUGGUUGGGUUGAGACGACAAGCAUCAUCUUGAAUGGCAUGGUCAAACUGUUCGGCAAUUACCAAGACAGCAUGCUGAAGGCGCCGCGCUUUUCCGAACUUUGGCAAGCGAUUCUAGAUUGUUUCAAGGCGUACUUGACUUGCGACUCGCAUGCGGUAAAUGCUGUAGCUUAUGAUGCCAUCGGUGGCCUUCUCGGCAAGCUCGACUCUGCCGAACAUGUGGGUGAAACUGCCGUUCGUCAGAGCUCUCAAAUAUGGCUCGAGAAGUUCCCUGAGAGCAAAUCAAUUACUGGCAAUCACGAAGCAUUCUCAGCAUAUGUUCGAGCUUUCAAAGAGGUCUAUCGUUUGAUCGGCAAGACUCUAGACGUUGCCGACAUCGAGAAGGCCGCUUCAAAUCUACGCAGAUGUGUAGUAGAAGAGGAGAGUACAGCCUACUCGUCUGACAAGGAUCUCUUGACACCUCUGCAGAAAGAGAUCACCGGAAGCAUCAAGAUGAUCGGCACUGACCUUGAAGGGAUCCCAACGAUUGUUGUGAAGCUACUGGCAGAUCUUGUUUCCUUGCCUUUUACCAAAGAGCCAUCUACAGAAGCCCGGACGGGAAACACUUUCAUCGCUCUUUGCAAAGUAUCGAUGGACCUCCUUGAGGCAGAAGUUUCGGAGCAUAUUGGCAAGGCGGAGUUGUUCGCUCAAGGCGCUCUACUUGCCGCACUGACGAGUCUUCGCAUCCCCAUCAAGCUGAAGUAUGAAUGGAAGACUCAGGGCAAAUCCCCACCGACAUGGCAAAAGGCUACAUCGACCGCAUUGAAAAUCGUCGCUCCGGCCCUUGAAAAUGCACAACGUCUAUCCACCCCUGACGACCAAAUGAUUCCAUUGUGGGAGCAAAUCGUUCACAUCGCAGACGGCAUUGCCAAAGCUGACCCUUCCGCCGCGCCUUCGCCAAAUGUUAUUCUCGAAGACGAAGCCUUCGACAUUAAGUCACUUACGACCUUGCGAGACGCGAUAAUCCCUGGCCUCGGUGAGCCCUACAUUCCCGACAGCACAAGACGGACCUACACACUCAGCCUCUUCCAAAAUUCUCUGAUUCACGCGCCAUCGGUCGGCGAACUGCCCACGUCUACUCUUGCCACCGAGCCCCUCUCCUCGCUCUACCACAUCCGCCACGGCCGCACACACGACCCCGCACCUACGCCACGCACCGCAAUGGCGUACUUCUGCCUGUGCGAGCUGAUAGCGCUAGCGCGCGUGCACGACGGCAGCGACGAGCGUGUCAAACUUGCCGCCGCCGCCGCGCCAUACCUGCUUCUGCGGGCGGCGCUGCCGCUGAAGGCAUACGUGGCGGACACGCCGCUACGGGGCCGGAUGCCGCAGCCGCAGCCACAAAGGCAGGAAUUGCUUUUCGUGCUGGGGGAGCUGCGGGCGUUGGAUGUUGAGCCGAAGUGUAUGCCCGAUACGCCGGGGGUGAAAGGGCUGAAUAAGAAGCAUUUGCAUCGGCUGUAUCCGUUGGUGAGUCGGGCGGUAUCUGUGGCAGGAGUGGCAAGGAGGGAUGGAGAGGUCUUGGAAGGGUUGGUAAAGGUUGUGGAGGGUGUGGGGGAGGGGUUUGGGGUUUGAUUGAGGGGUGAUAUGAAAGGAGUAGGGUGCGCGUGGGUGCCCUGAUGAUGGCUGCUGCUUCUUUUCCUUUUUCGCGUUCUUGAUGCUGCUUUGCGGCAUAGCUGUAAUUUGCUUUUUGUUUGUUGCAGCUUGUUUUCUCGACCAAUCGAGCAAUAUUCUAUGUCAGCCAUGUUCAGUUGAAAUAUAUAUUUUUUGUUAUAAGGC